Messenger RNA from Cyprinodon tularosa, 2415 nucleotides. RefSeq names its product chromosome unknown C2orf42 homolog (gene cunh2orf42). Bases 190 to 2124 code for a protein of 644 amino acids. NCBI's taxonomy places the organism in Eukaryota, Metazoa, Chordata, Actinopteri, Cyprinodontiformes, Cyprinodontidae. Gene Ontology annotation, cellular component: nucleus. The transcript has 9 exons. The record is from RefSeq and is a predicted model, not a curated record.
CGUGACAGGCUCCGUCCAAUAGGAAGGGCCGUUACAGGCGCAAUGCGGGUGUUUGGAUGUAAGGAGGAAUGGCGACGUUCAAGGCGUUCUAGGAGGCCAGAGCGAAGCUGAAUCCGACCAAACAGAGGCGGUUAGAGAAGGCAUGAUUCAUCUAUUGUGCAGCUGAAGUCUUCUGUUAGAAGUCUCAGAAUGGACAGAGAGGUGACCUCGUCCUCUUCAGGAAAUAUCUCGUCCUCCUCCCCUCAGAUUCCUCCCGGUCAGACCACUUUAGCUGCAAAGCAGCGAGAAAGCAGGAAGUCCUCGGCCACCACCCCUGCCUUUCUCUCCAACCUGGGGAGGGCAACCCUGCGGGGCAUUCGCAAGUGUCCUCAGUGCGGCGUCUACAACGGGACCCGCGGGCUCAGCUGCAAGAACGCAGCCUGCGGCGUUAGGCUCAGAGAUGCUUCUGCAGGAUGUAAAAGCAGCAAGAGAGGCACAGUGGAGGUGGUGAGGGUGAUAACUGACAGCGAGGAGGCGAGUUGUGGGAAAGAGCAGGAAGCCGGAGGAGGUGCCCAGGUGUUUUCGGUGUGCCACAGAGGCAGAGGAAGCACUCAGUGGGGGUUUGUGGAGCUGGUCCCCACAGACACGGCCAUAGCGACCGGGGAUGGAGCCACCCUGCUCACCCGCAUCAACCUUGGCCGCUGCUUCCUGCCCUCCUGCAGACAGGGUGAGAGGUCAAACAGGCGCGAGUCCAAUUCAGCAUCAGGUGAGCAGUCCUCCAACAGCCUCUGCAUCCAUAUCAAACAGGCCAUAGACUGCCGGAGCCGUGCUACGCCCCUCACCUUUAAGAGCUCCGUGCUGGAGGCUUUGCAGGCAUCCAUCCAAGCCAGAGAGGAGCUGUGGAGGCUGGCCACAGAGUUCCCCGGACCUCUGGUGCAGCGGGUCUCCAAAGACACCCUGGUGGUGAAGUGCCACACAGACUCGCAGCAUCCUCUGGGCCUGCUGCACCUCACCGUGGCUCAGGUGGACACACUAAAGAGCAACAAGAAGGUCUUUCAUUGUACCUGCCAGUUGAGCGCAGGGAGAGUCAAACCCGGCGUGAACGGAGCCGCCCCGCUCCCUCCCCCUCCUCCUCCUCCGAGCCCAGCCACAUCCCUACCCUGCCUUCAUUUCUACGCCUGCGUGUGCGCCUUCUCAAGCAACGAGAAGCUGGCUGCAGAGUUUGCAGCGUUCAUCAACUACACCUCAAAAGGUGAGCAGCAGAACGCCGUCGGCGACAAACCUCUGCAGCAGGCAGACUCCAUCAACGCCCAGCAUAAAGCGAAGAAGCAGCGUUUGGAUGAACCUGCCUCUGGUGCAGCCCCUCCCUCUGCAGAGUGCUGGAAAGACGGAGUGCCGGCCUCCGGCGCGAGGAAAGCCGGUCAGAGGAAACCUGCAGGCGGCGCUCAGGUUGUUGAUGAGCGCACAGUGACGAUGGGCUUCCAGCGGUGGCUAGCCAGUGUGACUGAGAGGAUCCAUCAGACGAUGCACUACCAGCUAGAUGGUAAACCACAUCCACUAGUCUACCAGAUCCCCCAGGAGUUCUUCAACGCUCUACAGCAGCGGCUGUCGCUAGGAUCCAAGAAGAGAAGACUGCCCAAUUUCACGACAACAUCUGUGAGGAAAAACGAGGCUCCUCUGGGCUAUUUCACCAAGUACACCUGGCACAUCACCAACCUGCAGCAUGUCAAACAGAUUUUCGACACGCCUGAGCUUCCAUUAGAAGUCACUCAGAGCUUUGUCAAGAAUCUGGACGGCUCUUACUCCCACUUUAACCUCCCUGAGUCGCCGCCUGAGAGGGAAUUGACAGACGGAUGCAGGGCGGACCGUCCCCAGGCCAUACGACCAAUGGAGCACCGCACUUUCCUCAAAGUCGGACCAAACUCUGGGGACCAGAAGGAGUCCAGCCCCUUCGUGAUCCAGUGGAUCCCUGACGUUCUGCCGCGCUGCCAGAUGGGAGAGCUCAGGAUCAGCUUUGAGUUCGGCCACCAGCAGAGCGGCCAAUCAGAGUGUCAGGAAAAAGCGGAGAAGAAAGCUCGCAGAAAGUCUGACUGUUCUCAGAACAAAACGCUAAAGGACGUUGAGAUUCUUCAAGUUGUUCUAUAACAGCAGGACAUUCAAUAACUAGAUAAUACGACGAACCCCGCGCAGACAUCUGUGUUCCCUUCCAAUGAAUCUAUGCAGAGUGUGGAGACAGAAGCUACCAGGCAGCAUCAGUGGUCAGAGGACUGAAGCUCUGUGUUUCCAGCAUCACUGACUGUGCUUCUUUCUCAGAUGGAAAAAAAACUUCACUGAUGAACAGAAUCUAGAGAUGAUUUUCUGGCACAAACAUCUUGGGUGAAUUAUUGGAAAAAAACAAAACAAUACAAUAAAAGUAAAAUUUUUUCUAACUUUGAA